AAUUAUGUAUACAGAUAUUUUUAAGCAGUAUAUAAUUAUACUAUUAAAGUUAAUUACCUACCCAAAGUCCCAAAGUGAUUUUCGAAUAUAAACCUUCUUUUAUUAGUUUUUGUAGAUGACAGUUGUGUACAGUAGUCGGUUUCUAAAUGUACAUUAUAAAAUAUUAACAUCAGUGAAUUAGUAUAGAAAUACAGUGCGAGUGUGUGAUGUCAAACGGCAUAAUGAAUUCAAAGUUUAGCUUUUCCUCACCUUUAGUUGAAAAACUCGUGCUACUUGUAAAGGAUAAUCCGGUUUUGUACAACGUAUUAGAUGCCAAUUACAAAAAUAUUUCUUUGAGAAAUAGUAUCUGGAAAGAUAUAUCAUUUAAGAUUGAAAAAUCCGUUGUUGAAACCAAACAAAUGUGGGAAAAAAUUAGAGAUUUAUAUUCAAAAAUAAUUGAAAGAAAAUUAGAUAAACCAGGAUCAUCCUUCAAUAAAAAAAAAAUUUGGAUAUUAAAGUAUCGCCUUAGUUUUUUAGACCAAAACGAAUGCGACCAAUAUUUGACUUCCAAUACGAGUAAAAUGGCCCUGAUUGAAAUGCAUAACCCUCGUACUUUUCACAAAGAAAAAGGAAUUGUCAAGAUGCACGGUAAAACCGGAGAUGACUGGCCAACUAAAACAAAAAUUAAAAAACAUCGUAUCUCUAAAUUUAACCAAAACAAUAAAAAUCUAUUUAAAAAUUCGAAUAAACCAAGUACACUAAAUCAAAAAAUACAAAUAGAAAAUGAACAAUUUUCGACUGAGGAAGUUAACCAAAUAGAUGAUAUGGUUUUGUUUUUUGAAAAUGUUAUGUUACAAGUCAAGCAAUUUUCAAGUACUGGAAGAAUUCAAUUAAAGAUGAAAAUAUGUGCGUUGAUGAAUGAAUUAAAAGAAAAAGAAAUGCAUUUAAUUCACGAAUCUCCUCUCCGUCCACGAAUGAAUCGACCCAUUUACCUUUUUACAAAUGUACACAUUCCAACAGAACAAAAUGAUUACUCGUCAGAGUCAUCUAUUCAAUCAUGUGCAUCAUCGUUGCUUAGCUUACAUUCGGAGUUAGAAUCUUCCUAGUUCCUGUGCUAUGAAUCCAGUGAUGAAUCAAGUUAUUUGACCACUAAGAUAAAGGUAUUUUCAAAAUUAAAAAAAAUUAUUCUAAAUUAUACAUACAUGUUAAUUACCUACCCCAAUAUUCUUAGUUCU
Aphis gossypii (cotton aphid) is the source of this 1214-nucleotide messenger RNA. RefSeq lists its product as uncharacterized. The transcript has 3 exons. NCBI's taxonomy places the organism in Eukaryota, Metazoa, Arthropoda, Insecta, Hemiptera, Aphididae. The record is from RefSeq and is a predicted model, not a curated record. Bases 207 to 1085 code for a protein of 292 amino acids.